AUGACUGAUGCACUGGAGGCUGAGCCUUCUCCUGAUUGGAUAGAGAAAAUCAAAUCAGGGGGAGCUGUUCCUCAUCUUGAGCCUGACAACUGUCCCAAUGGUUGGGCCUCCCCAGAGGGAGACAUCUUCAUGGUUCGAGGCCCUGACUAUCUUUCCUCCAGGGUGAAGAUCCCUGGUGGCGAUUACCUUCUUAAGCCUCUUGGAUUUGACUGGCUGAAGAGCAGCUCGAAGAUCAGUGAGGUGCUUAACGACCCAAAUUCUCGGGUCAGAAGGGCCAUUGAUGCAGAUCCUGUGAACAAGCAUUUCGUCUGGGCUUUCAACCUGCAAGUCCCAUGCAAGGAUAACCACAGUGCGAUCUUAUACUUUGUUUCGACUGAGCCCACGCCAGAAGACUCUCUCAUGGACAGAUUUCUGAAGGGAGACGAUGCAUUUCGGAAUUCAAGGCUUAAAUUGAUCGCAAACAUCGUUCAGGGGCCGUGGAUCGUGAGAGCUGCAGUUGGCGAGCAGGCCAUCUGCCUUAUUGGCCGGGCUAUUUCUUGCAAGUAUAUCAUCGGUGAAAACUUCAUUGAGGUUGAUAUUGACAUUGGGUCAUCAAUGGUGGCCAAUGCUAUUGUGCACUUGGCCUUUGGUUACAUUACGACUCUAACAGUAGACCUGGCAUUCCUCAUUGAGAGCCAGGCCGAGUCGGAGCUCCCUGAGAGGCUAUUAGGCGCCGUGAGGAUCUCAGACCUGCAGCCAGAUUCUGCUAGUCUGUAUGAGCUACCAUCUGAAGAGCAGGCCGGAGAUAUGCAGUCCUCCCUCCCUUCAAGGCUGUGGAAAUCAAUUGGCGAGGGUUUCUCUCAGCUUCUUCACCCUGGUAGUCAAGAUACAGCGGGGAUGCCUGUGGAGGGGAAUGGAAAUGGGAAUCACCAAGGCAAAGACAGCAAAACGGAGGAAAGCAGCGAUGAGGAUGACUUUGAGGAUGCUGAAAACUAG
Molecule: messenger RNA, 975 nt
Organism: Spirodela intermedia
Lineage: Eukaryota; Viridiplantae; Streptophyta; Magnoliopsida; Alismatales; Araceae
Source: the annotation of a GenBank genome assembly